UGAGCUCAGGUGAUCGGCCCGGCUCAGCCUCCCAAAGUGCUGGGAUUACAGGCGUGAGCCACCGCCCCUGGCCCGGACUCUUGCCCUGCUUCCAAAUGCUAGCUAACUGUGAGCCUUUCGCCUGUCCCCUUUAUUUGCCAUCCUCAUUGGUGACUCACUUGUCUUCUCUGCGUCAACUUUCCUUUUCAUUUUCACUUGUUUAUCCUCACCUGCUCUGCUUUUAUCUGCUAGCUUACAUGCCUGACUCGCACCUGAUGCUUCAGCCAGUACGCCCUCACCCGACCCCGACAGGUCAAAGUUUCUUGGUCCCCAGAUUCCCCUGUGCUUUCCAGAGGGUGGGGCCUCGCUGGAAGACGGGAAAGCGGAACUUCAGUCCAACCAGGAAGCACCUGGGAGUUUCUGAUUCGGAAGGGGCGGUGCCUUAUGGAGAAGCUGCCAAUAAAGAGCCGAGAUGAAAGAGGGAUGGCUUAGCCAAUGAGACUAGGAGACGGGAUCGGGGGGUGAUCUGGAAAGCGCGAUCAGUGAAGCGGACGAACAGCAGGACAAGGCGGGUCUAGUGACAGGAAUGGGCCGAUGAAGCUCUGUAGGGGCGGUGGGUAGGCCGAUCGGGCCGUGUCCCCGGCAUCCAGAUCCGACGGAAUUUGGAAAUCCCGGGGCUACUCUUACGUUGAGCUUUUAGGAGCGAAGGAGAAAAGCCACCACCCUGACGAUCCCGGCUCUCGACCCACCUUCACUCAGGCGGCCUGGAAGCGGAAGUGACGAACACGGAAGUGGUCUGCUGUUACCGAGGGGACGGGCCGGGCAAAUGCCAACAUGGCAGCGGUUGGGGCUGGUGGUUCCACCGCGGCGGCCGGGCCAGGGGCGCUUUCCGCGGGUGCAUUAGAGCCGGGGACUGCGAGUGCGGGUAACGUGAAGCACCUGGUUCUCUUCCUUCAUGAGGCUGUCCUGGUGCAGUAUGUGGACACACUCAAGCUCGCAGUGCCCUCUCUCAUCUACACCUUGCAGAAUAACCUCCAGUAUGUUGCCAUCUCUAACCUACCAGCUGCCACUUUCCAGGUGACGUACCAGCUGAAGAUCCUGACCACAGCGCUGUUCUCCGUGCUCAUGCUGAACCGCAGCCUUUCCCGGCUGCAGUGGGCCUCCCUGCUGCUCCUCUUCACUGGCGUCGCCAUUGUCCAGGCACAGCAAGCCAGUGGGGGAGGCCCACGGCCACUGGAUCAGAACCCUGGGGCAGGCCUGGCAGCCGUCGUGGCCUCCUGUCUCUCCUCCGGCUUUGCAGGUGUCUACUUUGAGAAGAUCCUCAAAGGCAGCUCAGGCUCCGUGUGGCUGCGCAACCUGCAGCUGGGCCUCUUUGGCACAGCACUGGGCCUAGUGGGGCUCUGGUGGGCUGAGGGUACCGCCGUGGCCACCCGUGGUUUCUUUUUUGGGUACACGCCUGCUGUCUGGGGCGUGGUGCUCAACCAGGCCUUUGGUGGGCUACUGGUGGCUGUGGUUGUCAAGUACGCUGACAACAUCCUCAAGGGCUUUGCCACCUCCCUGUCCAUUGUGCUGUCCACUGUUGCCUCCAUUCGCCUCUUUGGCUUCCACGUGGACCCAUUAUUUGCCCUUGGCGCUGGGCUCGUCAUUGGUGCCGUCUACCUCUACAGCCUUCCCCGAGGUGCAGCCAAAGCCAUAGCCUCUGCCUCUGCUUCCGCCUCCGGGCCCUGCGUUCACCAGCAGCCUCCCGGGCAGCCACCGCCACCGCAGCUGUCUUCCCACCAUGGAGAUCUCAUCACGGAGUCCUUUCUGCCGAAGUCAGUGCUGGUGAAGUGAGGGCUGGCAGCAAUGGGGAACACAAGGGAGGGGGACUGGGGUGGAGGGUGUUGGGCAUCUGCAGGACCCAAGUUGCCGCCCUCCGGGGCCUGGCUCCUCUGGGUUUGGGAGAUGGUCUUUUCUCCCAGGUCACUGAGACUUCUGGAGGGGUGUGGGACUAGAGCUGGGUGUCACGUGAACCCUUCCUGGUAGGCUGACCCCCUUCCCCUGGUGGGGGUUUUAGAGCUGCCUCCUCUGCCCCCUCUAACCUCUUUGGAGGCAGGGUCGGGGUUAUUAUUCAAGGCCUUUUUUUUUGUCUGCUCCCUCCCUGACCCUAUGCCCUCUUCUGGAGGUGUCUUGUCUGGGAGAGUCCCUCCCAGCAGUCCCUCCACCUCCAUAAGGACACACUGGACAGAACUCCGCAGCUCUUCAGGAAUGACCGAUGCCUACCUGUUGGGGUUCAGUUGCCCGUAGUUUGAGGCCUUCUCUCCUCCCUUACCACUGCUCUGGAUCAUGUUAGCAGUUCCGUCUUUUGUGUGGCCUUGGGCCAGCUUCCCUGACACCUUGAAGAUGGACUUCUUGUGAGUCCCCAGGGAGAAAGGGACAAGAGCUAAGAUUUUUGCAUCAGCCCUUCUGGCAGAAGGUGCGGUCGGGGCCAUUUGAUUUUUAGUGGACUUGGGAUUUGUGGUGUAAUCAUAUCAUUAAUGAUCCAGGGUGUGGGAAAAAUGGAGGUCCUUGAAGUGGCUGAAUCUCAUUGUAUUUAAGACACUGUCAGUUGCCAGUUGCAGGGUUAUUUUUGGAGACGUCUAGAGAGGAAAAAUAAAGCUGCCAAUCAUACUGUUGAUAUCUGUCUGGCUGUGUGAGGCACCCCUACCUCAUGGGGGUGUCGUGGGAUUGAUGAACUGUGGAACCUGCCUCCUGCACUCCCCAAAGCUUAUUAACCCCUUAACUGUAUUGGGGCGGGGUGUGUGUGUGCAUGGAAGAUGCCUGGGCUGUCUUUGCUAUAUGUAAAUAGAGCCACUGGAUCUUUAUUUUUGAUUAAUUUGUUCUGAUUUUUUGGUUUGUUUUUUUAAGGAACUGUAAUGAACAAAUGUCAGGAUAUCCAAUGCCAAAUAAAGAUGUUGUAUUUAUUUA
Cercocebus atys (sooty mangabey) is the source of this 2925-nucleotide messenger RNA. RefSeq names its product solute carrier family 35 (UDP-galactose transporter), member A2 (gene SLC35A2). NCBI's taxonomy places the organism in Eukaryota, Metazoa, Chordata, Mammalia, Primates, Cercopithecidae. The transcript is spliced from 3 exons. Gene Ontology annotation, molecular function: UDP-galactose transmembrane transporter activity. Gene Ontology annotation, biological process: pyrimidine nucleotide-sugar transmembrane transport. Gene Ontology annotation, cellular component: Golgi membrane. The record is from RefSeq and is a predicted model, not a curated record. Bases 814 to 1812 code for a protein of 332 amino acids.